AUGGAAACCCAACGACCCGAGCAACAUGAUUUCGAGUCGCACAUCGUCAAAUUGCUGCAGCGGGAGCGCGGUAUCAAUCCUUCUUCGCUGCAGCAUAUUGCUCACGACGGUCGUCAAGGCAUCCCACACAUAUUAUCUUCAAUCGCCGCCAGCCUCGAAGAUGGCCAGAAACAUGCAGAGGCAACAGCUCUAAAAGAAGCCCUGGAAAGGAUUACUUCCAACAAGCAAUUUGGGGGAUUGGGCAUCAGCAUGUUGAACGUGGAUCAACCAAGCAUUGCUACUAUCAUUGGAGUCGGAAAAUCGUUCGCGAGACUUUCUGACAACCUCCUCAACACGCCUCAGCGGCAGGGGACCGAUGACACUCGCACAAAAGAUACUGGCACAACAUUUUAUCGGAAGAACAUCAACAAAGCUCUCAUGGGCGGUUCGUACGAGGUGGAGAUCAAUGCGGUUUAUGAAAACGACCUACGUUCACCCGGUAUAUGGCGAAACGAUCGGUUUUGGCUUGCAGCGGACCACGUUGUGCACCCUGCUGCAGCUAAAACAAGCAGCAUGCGUGACUUAAUCGACCGAGCUGAGAAAACGAAAUCGGAAUUCAAGAUGACCGAGUACCAAGGCUUGAACUAUACUAUUAUGCACACUGAGUUUGUCCGAGAGCGUGCGGAACCAGGCAUGCUAGUCAUCGGUGCGGACUCACACACCUGCUCCGGUGGUGCUGUCGGUUGCCUUGCAAUUGGACUCGGCGGCGUUGACGUCCUGAUGGGGCUCAUCUUGGGAGAGACUUGGUUCAAGGUACCUGAGUCCAUCCUGGUGGAGUUUCACGGACGGCCAGCCCCCGGAAUCACUGGCAAAGAGGUGAUCCUUCAUAUCUUGAAGGAACUAAAGAGAAACACGGUCGCGACAGACCGAAUCGUCGAGUUCGGUGGAGAGGGUGCCAAAUAUUUGUCCUGCGAUGCACGCUUCACGGUGUGUAACAUGGCCACCGAGUUUGGCGCAAUCUCGGGGAUAUUCAUACCUGACUGUGUGACGAUGGAAUUUAUCUCCAGGAGAAGAUCAAGGCGUUAUAGAAAGCAUUCAAUCUACUUUAGACCCGAUGAUGAUGCUUAUUAUGCCGGAAAAUAUGUCGUCGAUUUGUCGGUAGUCGAACCGACAAUCGCCCUCUAUCCCAGCCCAGAUAAUGUUGUGCCGGUAACACAACGAAUCGGGAUGCCACUGGAUGGCGUGUUCAUUGGAGCGUGCACAACGACGGAGGAGGAGCUCGUGCUAGGGGCUCUUGUGCUGAAGGUCGGAUUGAACCAAGGCCUAAGAAUUGUCCCAGGCAAGCGCCAUUACGUGCCAGGCUCGUUGCCCAUAGUCGCCAAACUCGAAUCCUUAGGCCUCUUGGGAAUCUAUGCACAAGCGGGCUUUACCAGAGGACCCCCUGGUUGUUCGUAUUGCCUUGGUCUAUCUGUUGACCGAGCGGGGGAAGGAGAGACCUGGCUCAGUUCGCAGAAUCGCAAUUUCCAGAAUCGUAUGGGCAGAGGAUCGCUUGGUCAUUUGUCUUCCGCUGUUGUGUGUGCGGCAUCUAGCUUCUGCAUGUCAGUGACCGACCCGAGACCAUUUAUGCAGGAUUUGGACUACGAGUUUCUGCAAAUAUAUAAGGACAGAAGCUCUAAUGCGUUGCUCUCUGACGUUUCUUACAUGGAGCCUACUUUUCCUAUAUUACACAAAAGCAAACAAAGUGUCGCUUCUCUCAUGGGCCACGAAUUGAAAGACCCGGCUCCAGAGGAUACCCCUCGGCCUGCACUACCUGUCAUCAACAGCAAGAUUGUGAGACUUGGAGGGUUUAUUGAUACUGAUGCGCUUGCGCCAGGGCCGUCAUUGACAAGCUGCGUGACAGACGAAGACUUUGGACGUCAUGUUCUCGAAUAUACACGCCCUGACUUCCGGGGGAGGGUAAGGGGCGGACAACGGGUUGUCGUAUCCGAUCACGCAUUUGGUUGUGGAUCUAGCAGAGAAGCUGCCGUUUUAGCCCUGAAAGGUGUUGGAAUCGAGGCAGUGAUCGCUCGUUCUUUUGCCUUCAUCUUCAACCGGAACAUGAGAACCCUCGGUCUAUUGGGAUUCACUAUUACGGAUAAUGCAUUCUAUGAAGCGCUUGCUGACGGAGAUGCGAUACAUGUCGACGUUGUGAGGCAGAUUGUUGUUGUUAAUGGGAAGCAAUUUGCGGUUAAACUAGGCAACAUUGAACGAGAGCUCAUUGCGAGACAGGGAGCUGUGGAAGGCUAUAAACUGCUGGGUAGGGAUCUGUGGGAGGAGAUGACUACGAAUAGCUCGAGCUCAAGCCAAGAGCCGCUAAUUGGAAUGCUUGAGGAGCCGAGUAAUGGGCAGAAUUUGGAAUGGUAG
Penicillium bovifimosum is the source of this 2382-nucleotide messenger RNA. RefSeq lists its product as uncharacterized. Lineage: Eukaryota; Fungi; Ascomycota; Eurotiomycetes; Eurotiales; Aspergillaceae. The record is from RefSeq and is a predicted model, not a curated record. Bases 1 to 2382 code for a protein of 793 amino acids. The transcript is spliced from 7 exons.